Recurvomyces mirabilis is the source of this 783-nucleotide messenger RNA. RefSeq lists its product as uncharacterized. The record is from RefSeq and is a predicted model, not a curated record. Lineage: Eukaryota; Fungi; Ascomycota; Dothideomycetes; Mycosphaerellales; Teratosphaeriaceae. The transcript has a single exon. The coding region runs from base 1 to 783 and encodes 260 amino acids.
AUGCCACAGGUUAUGCCAAGACGACUCUACAUCCGAUCCACCAUUCAAAGGAUUGAAGACGCUCAACAUCUACCACUGGGACACCGAGAACUGCACUACUCAAGUCGACGUGGCGCCUAUUUUGCGACUACCACGCUGCGUACGCUCACGGGCUAUUCGCUGCGAUGCACCGAGGAAGACAAUCUUGCUAGUACGGAGCUGUUCAUGUUCACAAAAAUUGACCUUGAGAAUGCAUUGCUCGACAGUGCUAGACUGGGCUACAUACUUGCAUCGUGUCCACGGCUAAGAACACUUUUGGUCGAAGUGGGGGAUGCUUGUGUGGGCACAGGGGAGGUCGACUUUGCAUCCCUGGGCGAUGCUUUGCGCCAGCACGGAAAGACGCUGAAACACUUGCACCUCGAAGUGAUACCCAAUGAGAUAUGUGCCUCGCCCUUUGGCGAUUUGAACAUACUCAGCAUGCUCCAAAGUCUUGUUGUCCCGUUCGUUGCACUCUUCGGUCAAGAGGACGAAUCGAAAGCCGGGGAGCUAGACUGGCUGGUGGACACAUUGCCGAAUUCGCUGCAACUUUUCGGCGGCACAGAUAUUGAGAAUGAAAGUGAGUGCGCUGAGCUCGAAUCAGUACUAGGAAAGUUCGUGAUCUUCGACGAACACAAGGCUUUGUCCACAUUGUGGGCAAGGCGAAUUGGUCAGGCGUACUCGGGCCUCACGAGCAGUGCCUGGGAAGACAUUGGAGUCCAGCGCUCGCGGUACGGAAAGGUCUGGUCGGUAUUGAAGAGGAGAUAG